AAAAAAAAAAAUAUUUGGGAUUAUAAUGUUGAAGAAAAUCAAGCCAAAAAAUGCACGCUCGAAAAGAGCUUUACAAAAACGAGAACCAAAAAUUGAAGAAAAUGUAAAGAAAGCAAUUUUUAUUCGAAGUAGCUCAACAAAUCAAAUAGUGAAUGAAGCAUUAUCAGACUUAUGUAAAUUAAAAAAACCGGACGCGAUAAAUUUUACUAAAAAGAAUAACACAAUACAUCCAUUUGAUGACGACACUUCAUUAAAUUUUUUUUAUGAAAAAAAUGAUACUUCAUUGUUUGUUAUUGGUUCUCAUUCAAAAAAACGUCCGAACAAUUUAACUUUUAUUAGAAUGUUUGAUGGUCAAAUACUCGAUAUGGUUGAAGUUGGUAUUGAAAAUGCUAAACCGUUAAGUGAAUUCAAGACUUCAAAAUGUGCUAUUGGAAUAAAACCUUUGUUUUUAUUUGUCGGUGAUUUAUUUGAAAAUUCUUUAGUAUAUAAAACUUUUAAAAAUAUGUUACUAGACUUUUAUCAUGGCCAAACUGUGAAGAAUAUUAAUUUAUCAGGUUUAGAACACGUUAUCUCCGUUACAGCUAUUGAUUCUUCAGAACAAUCAAAUGAUCCUAGAGCUAUGCCAGGAAUUAUUUAUUUUAGGGUAUAUACCAUACAAUAUAAAAAAUCUGGUGAAAAAACCCCGAGAGUUGAGUUAGAAGAAAUGGGUCCAAGUUAUAAUUUUAGAAUUAGAAGAUUUAAAUUUGCUAAUGAUGAUGUUUAUAAAUUUUCCACAAAAGUCCCUAAAAUUAAUAAGCCAAAGAAAAUCAAAAAUAUUGAUGUUAAUGAAAUGGGUGAUAAAAUUGGUCGUAUUCAUCUUGGCAAACAAGAUUUAAGCAAAUUACAAACAAGAAAAAUGAAAGGUCUUAAACGCACUACUGAUGAUUAUACAGAAGAUGAUCUUGAAGAGAUGGAAGACGUUGUUCCUUCAAUCAAAAAGCAAAAGUCCUCUUAACAUUUUUUUUCGGUUAUUAGCAUAAUUUUUUUUUCAUUCGAUAACAUAAACAUAGAAAGCAAAAACUGAAUAAAAAAUCCUAAAUAAUAGCAGGUA
Messenger RNA from Rhizophagus irregularis DAOM 181602=DAOM 197198, 1090 nucleotides. RefSeq lists its product as uncharacterized. The record is from RefSeq and is a predicted model, not a curated record. NCBI's taxonomy places the organism in Eukaryota, Fungi, Glomeromycota, Glomeromycetes, Glomerales, Glomeraceae. Gene Ontology annotation, molecular function: rRNA binding. Gene Ontology annotation, biological process: ribosomal large subunit assembly; maturation of LSU-rRNA from tricistronic rRNA transcript (SSU-rRNA, 5.8S rRNA, LSU-rRNA). Gene Ontology annotation, cellular component: nucleolus.